This is a messenger RNA of Melanotaenia boesemani (Boeseman's rainbowfish), 1059 nucleotides long. RefSeq names its product protein ALP1-like. The coding region runs from base 1 to 1059 and encodes 352 amino acids. NCBI's taxonomy places the organism in Eukaryota, Metazoa, Chordata, Actinopteri, Atheriniformes, Melanotaeniidae. The record is from RefSeq and is a predicted model, not a curated record. The transcript is spliced from 3 exons.
AUGCCGUCUGCAGCUGUGAUGAUCUCGCUUGCGUGGGCUAUCGGCAUCUUUUUAAGGUUAUCUGCAGCUAAACGGAAAAAUGCGAGAAAACGGAGACGUCUUCAACGCCUGGGAAUAUUGGUGGAUCAUUUUAUGACUGGUCACCCUACAUCAUACUGCAAAAUGAACCACAACGUGCCCAUCCUGCGUUUGUGGUUUAACGUAGAGGCAGAGUUGCAGCAGGAUUUUCGCCUCAGCAGGAGAGCUAUGACUAGUCUGCAGAGGCUGCUGCAAGGAGAACAGGACCAUGGCUGGGGGAGACAACUAGAGGUCCUCAUCUACGUCUUCUGGCUGGCUCAUGGACUGUCUUAUCAAAUAGAAGAGCUUCAUGCUGUUGGCCAAGGAUUUGCCCACUUAUCAGGUAGCCCUGCAUUCCACAAUGUUGUGGGUGCAAUAGAUGGAAGCCACAUCAGGCUAAAACCACCGGCACAACACAGAAUAGACUAUUUAAAUUACAAGGGAUUCUAUUCAGUUAACAUGCAGGCAAUUUGUGAUUCCAGUGGACGAUUCCUAGACAUCUUUGUUGGUUAUCCGGGGUCCGUCCAUGACACACGAAUCAUGAAGAACAGCAGCUUUUACAGAGCAAGACGGUACCCUCCCACAGGCUACAUUCUUCUAGGAGAUGGUGGUUAUCCGUGUUUGGAUAAACCAAUCUGCCUAAUCACACCCUACAAGGAGCCAGUUAAUGGACCAGUUCAACUGCGUUUCAAUUAUCAUCAUUCAAAGGCCCGCAGCAUAAUCGAAAGGGCUUUUGGAAUGAUGAAGACGAGGUGGAGGUGUACCCUUUUCAAAGCCUUGGAGGUCAAGCCAACAUUUGCCCCUCAAGUUAUUGCAUCCUGUGCCUUUCUUCACAAUGUGUGUCUGGACAAUGGGGACACGCUGGAGCCAGAUGAAGAUGUGGUACAGGACAUGCUAGAUCCCCGACCUCCCCGAGAGCCCCUGGCAGAUAAUGAGAGGUCUGGGAACGUGACAAGGGACAGACUGGCUGCCCUGGUUUCAGGCAACAUGGAGGCCCCAUAA